UUGCAUUUUCUGCAGUAUUCAUUUGACAAUGAAAUCCAUCAUUACAUUUUUGCAAAUUAUAAGCAUAUUCGUUUGCUGCAAUUGUCAGUCCGCAGGACAGCUCGAGAAUAAGCGUAAAUGGCUGGAAAUUGAUAAUAAUUUAUAUCGUAUUGUAACCGAGGAUAAGUACACUUGGAAACAGGCAGAGACCGCUUGCCUAAAAGAGCAUUUAAAUUUAAUAACUCCCAAAAGUGACUACGAUUAUGUGAAACUGAAGGAAGCUCUAAAACGUGAAAUUAGAACUGAUUCAUCGUUUUGGAUUAAUACUAAAGAAGAAAUGAAGAACAUUAUGCAGUUCAUGGGUUUAGACAAGGAACAGAAGUGCAAUAAAAUAGAUUCGACAACAUUUAAGGCAGAAAUACACGACUGCCAGGAUAGACUGGGUUUCAUAUGUCAGAGAUCAUUUUUAAAGGACUUUUCCACGUUUAAUGACGGCAAGAAAAUCUAUUUAGUGCAACCACAUCAGAAAUUUUCCUGCAAACAAGCCUUUUCUGAGUGCGAACAACGUCAUAUGCAUCUGCUGCAUUUUAACAAAUAUACCAACAACAUUUUACUCAAGGACUAUAUCUUUCUCAAUUACAAUUCUAAUAUCAGUUUCCAUCUUAGUGGAACCGACAAUAAUUGUGAAUCUCUGCCACAUGAUAAAAACAAGCAUAAUAUGGGUUACAUAUGUGAGCAGUUGUAUAUAAGGAAUUCUGGUGUUAUUAUGAGACACUGGAUUUUGAUUAUAUUUGUAUCAUCUCUAUUUAUUUUAGCCAUUACGUUUAAAAUAAUUCAAAUAUUUCUGUGCAAUAGAAAUGUCAAACAGUUCAAUUACGAAAGCUUUAAAGAAUAAAAUAUCACAUUCUUAAUUGAUGUUUACU
Molecule: messenger RNA, 902 nt
Organism: Lucilia sericata (common green bottle fly)
Lineage: Eukaryota; Metazoa; Arthropoda; Insecta; Diptera; Calliphoridae
Exons: 4
Coding region: 29-874 (281 amino acids)
Source: RefSeq, a predicted model, not a curated record